Molecule: messenger RNA, 1548 nt
Organism: Cucurbitaria berberidis CBS 394.84
Lineage: Eukaryota; Fungi; Ascomycota; Dothideomycetes; Pleosporales; Cucurbitariaceae
Exons: 2
Coding region: 1-1548 (515 amino acids)
Biological process (GO): translation
Cellular component (GO): ribosome; mitochondrion
Molecular function (GO): RNA binding; structural constituent of ribosome
Source: RefSeq, a predicted model, not a curated record
AUGAGCCAGUUGAUCGUUAGACCGGGGCGCAAUGCCGCCCGACAGGCAAAGAAGCUCAAGGAGAUGCGCAAAGUCAAGGGAGCAAUAGUGUGGCACGAGAAAGAACGGAAGAAGCGACAAGAGAUCAAACAAGAGCGCUGGGAAUCCAAGCAAGCUGUUAUCCAACGCAUAAGAUGGGAGAAUGAACACGUCAAGGGUGUCAGAGACCAGGCUUUGCGAAAUGCAAAAGAGGACUGGCAGCUUGGCCCUCUGCGGCCGAACCGUGCUGUUGGCGAAGGCGCAGAGAAAUACGGUGCUGUGACGUCCGUGCAAAUGCAGAAGCCUGAAAUACCUACCCGCAGCCAGAAGAAUAGGAAUGAAUUUAGGGAGAGAAAGGGUUUGGAGCUGGAAUACCCGCUCGUUGUGGACAAUAAGAAGUACUUUCCCAUCGUAAAAGAUGAUCGCGUGGUAGUCUUGAAGGGCAGGGACAAGGGCAAGAUUGGAGUGGUUCAAGAGGUCAUCGAUCGGACGCAUGAGAUUAUCGUCAAAGGUAUCAACAUGCAAUACUACGACUCAAAUGUCUUCAACGCCUCGAGCGAAGACAUGGCCGCAAAGCAUGAAAACGAAGUGCCCCUCCCCCUCGCAGACGUUCGCCUUGUUAUCCCUUACGAACUCACCCAACACGGACAUAAACGCUACAGCGAUGUCAUUGUCGAUAAAAUCUUCAUGGAGCGACACACCACCGGCAUAGACCCAUACACAGGCACCGAUUAUGGCGAUGCCGAGAUUCCCGAGAACCAUCAAUACGAUCCUCAAAGCGGCCUUCCCAUCUUCCAUCGGUACAUCGCCGGAACACAUCACCGCAUUGAAUGGCCCUGGGAACGUGAAGAAGAGUUUGAUGAUAUUGGCAUAAUGGAGGAGAGUGCAGCAGAUAGCCAAACGUGGUUCCGAAAGACGAUGGGCACGAUACGGCACCCCAUUACCAGUCUCAAGAGCUGGAGAGGGCAACCUAAGCAAGAAAGCUCAGGAGCCCCGAAGAAGGGAGAGGGAGCUACGGCUACGGAGCUUGAGCUCAUCGAGCAGAAGGAGUUGGAGAAAUCGAAGACCGAGCGCCCACGCAGCAAAGACCCCGAUCUUCCAGACGCAUACGAUAACACAGACACCACGCGCAAUAUCGUGGAAGGCGCAGACUCCAUGUCAUACACCAUCCUCGCCCCACCUUUCCCCGAUACACUCGGUCAAGAACUUCGUGGGGAUGUCCAUGAUUUUGCUAUCGACGCAAAGAAGGAUCCUGAAGCGCCGCGCAGCAGUGUAAAGGCGAAGAGGACUAACGGCCAAGGGGUGGUAGCGAGGGAGGUUGCAAAGGAGAGGAAGAGGGCGAGUGAGAGAAUGAAGACGCCGAUGCAGCUGAGAUGGGAACUAGAGCAUGCCAAGAAGCUGCAAGCACAAAAGAAGAGCCCGUUGGUAGAGACUGAUGCUCUGUUGAUGGCGCUGGGGCAGCACAUGCAGAAGAAUGGGGUGAAGCCGAAGAGGUCACAAGCUACUGAGAAGGCAGAGGAUCUUGAUUAG